Cladocopium goreaui is the source of this 690-nucleotide messenger RNA. The record is from the annotation of a GenBank genome assembly. NCBI's taxonomy places the organism in Eukaryota, Dinophyceae, Suessiales, Symbiodiniaceae.
GAUGUGGGAUUGAAUGAAAUCUGUUGGGGUGAUUCCUGAGAACAUUCUCAAAAUUUAUGAUGCCUGGUAGGCAAAUGCAAAAGGAGUGCAAGCUUCGUACAGAAACACUCAUGGAUGUAAAGAACUUGUUUUGCUUGUUACAGUCCUGACUCAUCUGGCUGUACCUAGAGGCCCUUUCAUUUGAUCCUGGGAUGUGCUUCUUAGAUUCGCUCAGUCCCAUCUCCCAAAACGCAGCCCGAGUCAGCCAAGUCAGCCGGAGAUCCACGGUGCGUCGCAGCCAUGGGAAAGAAGACAACCACCAAGAAGGGCGCAAGCACCAAGGAGCCAACCACUCGUGAUUGCACCGUCCACUUGCACAAACACAUGCAGAAGAUCUCCUUCAAGAAGCGUGCGCCUCGUGCGGUGCGCGUCGUGAGGCAGUUCGCAGCCAAAGUCAUGAUGACUUCCGAUGUGCGCAUCGACACCAAGCUCAACAAGUUCCUCUGGAGUAACGGCGUGCGCAAUGUGCCGCGACGCGUGCGCGUGCGCUUGUCUCGCAAGCGCAACGAGGAUGAGGAUGCGAAGGAGAAGAUGUUCACCUUGGUGCAACAUGUCCCCGUGGAGAGCUUCAAAGGUCUCCAGACUGAGAACGUCCGAGAUGAGUGAGUGGCGUACUAGACGAGACAAGGGCGCGGAUCUGCAGAAAAAAAA